AUGAGCAGCGAAGUGGUCGACUCCAACCCAUACAGCCGCCUCAUGGCUUUGCAGCGCAUGGGCAUCGUCAAGGACUACGAGAAGAUUCGCAGCAAGACGGUCGCGGUGGUGGGUAUGGGCGGCGUGGGCAGCGUGGCGGCGGAGAUGCUGACGCGGUGCGGAGUGGGCCACCUGCUCAUGUACGACUAUGACAAAGUGGAGCUGGCCAACAUGAACCGCCUGUUCUUUCGCCCCGAGCAAUGUGGCAUGACCAAGACUGACGCGGCUGCGCAGACUCUGUCGGGCAUCAAUCCUGACGUGGCGCUGGAGAGCUAUACCAUGAACAUCACCACGUUGGACGGGUUUGAUGCCUUCAAGGCCUCCUUGACCACCCCUGGUAGUGCUGGCACGGAGUCCAGGGUGGAUUUGGUGCUGAGCUGCGUGGACAACUACGAGGCACGCAUGACGAUCAAUCAGGUGUGCCUGGAGCUGGGGCAAACGUGGAUGGAGUCUGGGGUGAGCGAGGACGCGGUUUCUGGGCACAUCCAGGUGGUGGCUCCCGGGCAGACCGCCUGCUUUGCUUGCGUGCCACCGCUGGUGGUAGCCUCGGGCAUUGAUGAGCGGACGUUGAAGCGGGAGGGCGUGUGCGCUGCCUCGCUGCCCACCACCAUGGGCAUCAUUGCUGGGCUGCUGGUGCAAAACACCUUGAAGUAUCUGCUGAACUUUGGGCAGGUCACACAGUACCUGGGGUAUAGCAGCCUCAAAGACUUCUUUCCCACGAUGCACAUCAAGGCCAACCCCAGCUGCUCCAACCCGCUGUGCCACAAGCGGCAGGCAGAAUGGGCGGCAGGCGCAGCGGAGCGCGAGGCAGCGGCUGCAGCCGCCAACGCAGAAGAGGCGGCUGCGGCGGCAGCCACUGCAGUAGCGGUACAUGAGGACAACGACUGGGGGAUUGAAGUGGUGCCAGACGAUGGCAAGGCUUACAUGCUGCCCGCCGCCACGGUAGCAGCUCCUCUGAUGCAGCAGCAGCAGCAGGCAUUGCCAGAUGGUGUGCAGUUCAGCAUGCCGUUGAGCGAC
Messenger RNA from Chlorella variabilis, 1056 nucleotides. RefSeq lists its product as hypothetical. The record is from RefSeq and is a predicted model, not a curated record. Gene Ontology annotation, molecular function: UFM1 activating enzyme activity. Gene Ontology annotation, cellular component: cytosol; cytoplasm. The annotation marks the transcript as partial. NCBI's taxonomy places the organism in Eukaryota, Viridiplantae, Chlorophyta, Trebouxiophyceae, Chlorellales, Chlorellaceae. The transcript is spliced from 6 exons. Gene Ontology annotation, biological process: protein ufmylation.